AUGGAGAAUCACUAUUUAUCAUUAGAUGAUAAUGAGAAAUACAUUUCUUCAAUAAAUACAGAAAUUUUCUAUAUUUCAGAUGAAGAUGAUGCAUAUGAAAAAGAGCUUGUUCGAAAUCCGUUUUCUUUAAGCUCAUGGAUGCGGUAUAUUGAACAUAAAGCAGAUCAACCAAUUCAUGAGCAAGUUUUUAUCCAUGAAAGAGCAUGUUUAGAUCUUCCUGGAAGCUACAAACUUUGGAGACAAUAUUUGGGUCUUCGGAAACGUCAUUUAGAAGGAUUAAAUUAUGCUAGAUAUGAGCAAGAAUAUGAAAAAGUGAAUUUAUGUUAUGAAAGGGCUCUGUUUUUGCUUAAUAAGAUGCCUCGGGUUUGGAUGGAUUAUCUAGAAUUUCUUAUGAAACAAUGUAAAAUUACUCGAACUCGACGAACAUUUGAUAGAGCAUUAAGAACUUUGCCUGUUACACAACAUGAAAGAAUAUGGAAGCUUUACAAGGAUUUUUCUCGGUCUGCAUCAGGAAAAACUGCAGUUAAAGUUUGGAGACGUUAUGUUAUGAUUUUUCCAGAAAUGAUUGAAGAGUUCAUAGAAUUGUUAAUAGAAAUGGAAUAUUACGAUGAAGCAGCAUUCCAAUAUAUAGUUUUGCUUAAUAAUCCAGAAUUCGAAUCGAUUCAAGGGAAAAGUUACUUUCAUCAUUGGGUCGAGUUUUCUGAGCUUAUAACAAAAUAUCCAGAUAGAGUUAAAGGGAUAAAUAUAGAAAAAAUUCUAAAAUCUGCUAUAAAGCGUUUUACCGAUCAACAAGGGAAAUUUUGGACUAGUUUGGCAACUUAUUUCAUUACAAUAGGUGAUUUUGAAAGAGCUCGUGAUGUUUUUGAAGAAGGUAUUGUUAGCGUUGUUACAGUUAGAGAUUUUACUCAAAUUUUUGAUACAUAUGUGGAAUUUGAAGAAUCUGUUAUAUCACGAACUUUGGAAGAAAUAUCAAAAGAAGAUCAAACGGAGUACAGCGAUCCCGAUAAAUGUUUGGAUUUGGAUAUUAGAAUGAGUCAAUUUGAGCAAUUAAUGAAUCGAAGACCAUUUCUUAUAAAUGAUGUAUUACUUCGACAAAAUCCAUAUAAUGUUGUUGAAUGGGAAAAAAGAGCUGGACUUUGGAAAAAUGUUGAAGAGAAAAUUGUAGAAACUUAUAUCGAUGCUAUUAAGACUAUAGAUCCAAAAAAAGCAGUAGGAAAAUUUAGCUCACUUUUCAUCAAUUUUGCUAAAUUUUUUGAAAAAAAUGGUGAUCUUGAUACUGCAAGAAUAAUUAUGGGAAAAGCUGUUCUUGUUCCGUUUAAAAGUGUAAAUGAGCUUGUAGAUAUCUGGUGUGAAUGGGCUGAACUUGAACUUCGAAAUAACAAUUUUGAUCAAGCAGUAAAAAUUAUGAGGAAAGCAACUAAUUCUCCAGAAAAGACUAAUGUUGAUUAUUUUGAUGAGAAAUUAACUCCUCAACAACGUCUUCAUAAGUCAACAAAACUAUGGAUGUUUUACGUUGAUCUUGAAGAAAGCGUUGGAACAAUUGAGUCCACAAAAGAUGUAUAUAAUAAAAUACUAUCUUUAAAGAUUGCUACGCCUCAAACUAUAAUUAAUUAUGCAAAUUUUCUUGAAGAAAAUAAAUAUUUUGAAGAAAGUUUUAAAGUAUAUCAAAGAGGAGUCGAAUUGUUUAGCUAUCCUGUUGUUUUUGAAAUCUGGAAUUUAUAUUUGAGUAAAUUUAUAAAACGUUAUGGCGGUACAAAAGUCGAAAGAACCAGAGAUCUUUUUGAGCAGUCUCUUAAAGGAUGCCCCUCAAAUAUGUGUAGACCAAUUUUUUUAAUGUAUGGGAAUUUUGAAGAAAAAUAUGGUUUAAUGAGACAUGCAAUGAAUUUAUAUCAUCAAGCUACUGAAAUGGUUUCAGAGGAAGAUAAGGCUGAUAUGUUUAGAUAUUAUAUAUCUAAACUAAGAGUAAAUUAUGGCCUUAUAUCAACAAGACCUAUAUAUGAAAGGGCAAUUAAUAUUCUUCCUGAUAAAGAUGCAAGAGAUAUGUGCUUAAAAUUUGCAGAAAUGGAAAGAUCUGUUGGAGAAAUUGAUAGAGCUCGUGCUAUAUACACUUAUGCUUCACAAUUUUAUCAUCCUAAAGCAGUAGCAUCUUUUUGGGAAAUAUGGCAUGAAUUCGAAGUAAAACAUGGUAAUGAAGACACGUAUGCAAGAAUGCUACGAACAAAAAGAAGUGUUCAGUUGGACUACAAUUCUAGUGUUGAUUAUAUUGCUAAUCAAGCCGCUACACAGCUUACUCUUGAAACAUCUACAUCAGCUGAUGAUCCAAUGUCUGCAUUGGAGAAAUCAAAAACUCUAUCUGGUUCUUCUACAGGUCCUAUUACAUCUCAGCAUUCUAAAUCUUCUCUUUCACAAACAUCUUCUGCCGAUAAUCCUGAUGCAAUUGAUCUUGAAAACGAUUAA
Pneumocystis jirovecii RU7 is the source of this 2457-nucleotide messenger RNA. Its product is annotated as mRNA splicing protein SYF1. The coding region runs from base 1 to 2457 and encodes 818 amino acids. The record is from RefSeq and is a predicted model, not a curated record. Gene Ontology annotation, biological process: mRNA splicing, via spliceosome; generation of catalytic spliceosome for first transesterification step. Gene Ontology annotation, cellular component: post-mRNA release spliceosomal complex; Prp19 complex; U2-type catalytic step 2 spliceosome. The transcript is spliced from 14 exons. NCBI's taxonomy places the organism in Eukaryota, Fungi, Ascomycota, Pneumocystomycetes, Pneumocystales, Pneumocystaceae. Gene Ontology annotation, molecular function: protein binding.